This is a messenger RNA of Babesia sp. Xinjiang, 2487 nucleotides long. Its product is annotated as DNA topoisomerase 3-beta. Gene Ontology annotation, molecular function: DNA binding; DNA topoisomerase type I (single strand cut, ATP-independent) activity. Lineage: Eukaryota; Apicomplexa; Aconoidasida; Piroplasmida; Babesiidae. Gene Ontology annotation, cellular component: nucleus. The record is from RefSeq and is a predicted model, not a curated record. The transcript has 13 exons. The coding region runs from base 1 to 2487 and encodes 828 amino acids. Gene Ontology annotation, biological process: DNA topological change.
AUGGCGGUGCCAAAGGUUUUGGUAGUGGCUGAGAAGCCGAAGAUUGCAGAGACGAUUGCCAGUUAUAUCUGUACGAACAACGAAACGCCUACAAAACGCAAAGGGAAAUCUAACGCAUGUAUGAGCUGGGAAUGCUGCGGCAGAUUCCUGUCAUGCGCUGCUGAUUUCAUCGUUACCUCCACUGCUGGCCAUGUUUACUCUGCGGCAUUUGCACCUCGUUACAACAACUGGGCAUCCACAGACCCGUUGGACUUAUUUGAUGCUGAAAUAGUGUUUGAGGAGGCGUCUCCGGAGAACAAGAUUCCACAGCACUUGGCGUACGAGGCGAAGGGUUGCAGCUACCUUUUGCUAUGUCUUGACAAUGACAGGGAAGGGGAGAACAUAGCAUUUGAGGUGAUUCGCGUGUGUCGUCCUCACAUGCUUAACCUUGGAACUGAGCAGAUUUAUCGCGCCCGUUUUUCUGCUUUAAGUCGUGAUGAUAUUUUGCGGUCAUUAGCCAACCUGUCUAGUCCUAACAAGCUUGAAUCCGAUGCAGUUCAUGCGCGACAGGUUAUCGAUCUGCGUGUCGGUUGUGCAUUUACAAGAUACCAGACGAAGUUUUUCCAGGGCAAAUAUGGCGACCUCGACUCUACGUGCAUUUCGUAUGGGCCCUGCCAAACACCAACGCUAUCUUUCUGCGUCGAUCGCCAUAAUGCGAUAUUGCGAUUCCAGGAGGAGCCGUACUACAAGCUUACGGGUGACAUUGCAUACAAGGGAUCACAUAUCCGUUUAACAUGGAAUCGAGGGCAUGUAUUUGACAAAUCUGUGAUCCAGAUAUUCCAAAGGCUGUUGAGCAAUGCCAACCGCGGCCGCGUAGUAUCUGUGACUACUAAAAAGUCUACUAUGUCACCUCCAAAGGCGCUGAAUACAGUAACCAUGUUAAAGGAGGCAUCAUCGCGUCUCGGAAUGGGUCCACAAAAAGCCAUGCAAACUGCUGAACAUUUGUAUCUGCGUGGUCACAUUUCUUACCCUCGUACGGAGACCGAUUGCUAUCCACGUUCGUUUGAUUGGAAGGCUUUGCUGACCAACCUGAAGAAGGUACCUGACUACGUCAACAUGGUGGAAUCCUUGUUAAAGUCUGGAACUCCAUUGGGCCCCCAAGGAGGUCGCGAUGUGGGCGAUCAUCCACCUAUAACACCUGUGAAUUGUGUCUCUCAGGGCACGCUGACUGGAGAGGAGUGGCGUUUGUACGAUUUAGUGGUACGCCAUUUUUUGGCAUCCAUCGCGGGCCCAUGUAAGAUAGAGACUACGGUUUACACUAUUGAGGUGAGUGGUGAGACGUUUCACUUUUCGAACUCCCGCUUGUUGGAGCCUGGUUAUACGCUGGUUCUUCCAUCGUCGCACGACCGCGGUGUCUUCACGGUUACCCUGGCUAAGGGUGAUGAGUGUGAAGUGGUCAAUCUCCGCGUCGAGGAGGGCGUCACUUCUCCACCUCCGUUGCUUUCUGAAUCGGAUUUGCUGGACGCCAUGGAAAAGCAUGGUAUCGGCACGGAUGCGUCGAUGGCGACUCACGUACACAACAUAAUAGCUCGGAAUUUCGUCCGUCUUGUGGGCAACCGUCGUAUCGAACCUACUAAGCUCGGUAAAGCCCUGCUGGACGGUUAUAUGCAGAUUGACCCGGAGCUCGUGUUACCGAGCGUACGUGGAGCCAUCGAGAACUACUGCAACCUCAUCGCUGAGGGUAAAGCCGAUUGUGAAUCUGUGAUUCGUCAUGUGUGCCGCAUGUUCCGUUUGAAGUUUGAGCAUUACGUGAGCAAGAUUGAUAGGAUAAACUCAUUUUUUGAAACUCAGUUUACUUCUGUCGAGAACUUCGGCGUGCCUAUGAGCCGUUGCGGCAUAUGCAACCGUUACAUGUUAUUUUUGAACAAGGCGCCUAUGCGUUUAUUUUGCAAGAAAUGUUCGCGUGAGUACUCGUUACCGAACGGUGGUACUAUUCGGCAGUACAAGGGUCUGAAAUGUCCUCUUGACAAUUUCGAGCUCGUACAAUUCCAGAGCCGCGCUCGCGCGUUUUCAUUAUGUCCUAUGUGUUACAACGAUCCUCCUUUUGAGUCAUUCGGCAAGAAAGGUAUGAGUUGCGUCGACUGUGCGCAUCCUACAUGUUUGAGCGGCCCAGAGACAUUGACUGUUACGUGUUGUCCUGAAGAGUGUGGUGGGAAGUUAAUUUUGGACGUGAUCAACGGAGCGCCUAACUGGAAGUUUUUCUGUUCUCUAUGUCCUUACAAGUUACAUGUAUGUGAAACUGCUAAAAAAGUUGCGAUAGUUUCCGGUACUGAAUGUGAUUCUUGCGGCAGCCGUCUCGCUCACGUCGGUUUGAAGGACGGUAGCACAUCUGAAGGAUGUCUAUUUUGCAACGACGUCAUGAAGAAGUUUCUGAUUGACCCCCCGAAAAGCUUCAACCGCCACCGCCGGUUUAAGAGACGCGGCCGUCGCCCGCUUCGCUCUCGCUGA